AUGGCAAUGGCAACUUCUGAUAUGAGGAAGUCACCACAGCUUAGUAAAAUUAAAUUGAAAGUCGUCAAUAGUGCAGUUACUGCUAGUGAUUCUGAUGCUAGCAUAGAUACAAACAGUUUGAGUGCUGAAAGUGCUACAGAACAAAACCACCCCCCAAGAAAUGAGAAAAGAAGGAAGAAGAAUAGAAGGGGCUCUGAAUGGGAGAUCAUGGAAGGACUGAAAGAUGGCCAGAGGUUUGAUAAUAAGCCAAACCCCUUCACAGGAUAUCUUCAUAAAAAGAGGAAAUGGCCUUUGAAAGGGUGGCAUAAGAGAUACUUCAUGAUCGACAAAGGGAUUCUAGUGUACGGUAAAGGGCCCGCGGAAAUCAACAAAGGCAAAAUCCACGGCACCCUGGACAUUGGCCUCUCCGUAAUUUCCACCAAGCAGAAGAGGCGACGCAUCGACAUCGACGCUGAAGAGUUCAUCUACCACCUGAAGGCCAAGCCCGAGGAGACCUUCAGUAGCUGGGUGGAACAGUUGACAGCUCACAGGCUGUACAGGCAGCAUGUUUUGACGUACGGGGCCAAUGUGGGGGCCCUACUCAAAGCGGUAGACGGAUUACACAAUAUAUCAAGGACUCCUGAGAUAUUGAGUCGCGACGGCAGCUUGACUAGGGGGUUGCAGCCCCCUAGCGGGGGCAGGAGGCUUUCUAUAUGGGUGCAAGAAACUGCUACAAGCUUGGAACAAUAUCAGCAUGACGCUGCCAUCAUUGAACAGAACAUUGGCAAACUCUCCAGGCUCUUGCAACAGAUAGAAAGCAGUAAUCCUAUUGUAACAGAGUGUAUUACUGAAGCUCUAUCGCCAAGUGUUAAGAAAGACAGGAGGAAAUUCGGCCUGAAGAAGAAAAAAUCUGCUUCUUCUAAGGGCGGCAGCGUAGAUUUGACUAUCCAGUUUAGCGGCAGUAAAUCUGUUACUGGCACUGAUGCUGACAAUCCUUCCCCUUUAUCUAAUGCUUUGAGCACCACCAAUUUGCCUGUUCCCGCCAGUGUCACCCCCACCCCUGACAGCUUGAGCAAUGUCGAUGUGAUUUCAUUAUCGGCCGAGAACCAGAUGAGAGAGGAUUUCAUAACCUUAGCCAAACAAAUAAUAGGUAGCUUGAAGACGCUGACAUUCGGUCUGGGCACCGAAAGAGACAGACUGAAGACGGCCAUCGAGACAGAAGCGCAAGCGCCCCCUAAUAAUUCGGAUCUUAGAAGUAGGCUUACGAGGAUACACGAAGCCUCCGAUCUAACGGAGAUGUCUCAGCUUGAACAUCUGUCAGAAAACAAUCACUCGCAGAAACUCUACAACGCGUCGCUCAGCUACAGCUCAUCCUGUAUCAGCGCCACGGAGUUCUUCGACGCCGAAGACCUGCCCGGCGACAGGCCGGCCGCCCACGCGCAUAUAGGAGGCGGGGCCGCCGGCAGAGAGGAGGAGUCUGAUAUGCGCGCGCGCUCCAAGGACUUGUCGCUCGAGUACUCGCGCGGCGUGGGCGAGGCUUCCGGCGGGGAGGGGGCGUAUCCGCGCGGCGGCAAAGAGGAGGAGUCCGAGGUGCGCACUCGGUCGGAGAGCAGCUCGGAGGCAGGCAGUUUGAGCAGCGGCGAGGGCAGCGUGAGUAGCGAGUCGGAGCUGGGGGACGAGCUGCAUUCGGCUAACAGCAUCGACGUCGGGGAGACUCAAGGGCUGACGGGCCGCCGGACGGUCCUGCCCUGUCCCCGGCCCCCCACCGAGGGCCUCUCGCUGUGGAACCUGCUCAGCCGCAACAUCGGCAAAGACCUAUCGCAGAUCAGCAUGCCGGUGGCCUUGAACGAACCGCUCAACGUGCUGCAGCGCCUGUGCGAGGAACUGGAGUACUCGGAGCUGCUCGACAGAGCGGCAACAUUGGACGAUCCCUACGAGAGAAUGGUGGAGAUUGCGGCGUUUGCUGUUUCGGGGUACGCGAGCACACUCAGUCGGGCAGGGAAUAAGCCCUUCAACCCUCUGCUAGGCGAAACGUUCGAAUGCACGCGAGAAGACAAGGGCUUCCGUUUCAUCGCCGAGCAAGUGUCCCACCAUCCCCCGAUCAGCGCCUGCCACGCCGAGAGCCCCAACUUCACCUUCUGGCAGGACGCGCGCGUCAAAACGAAGUUCUGGGGCAAGAGCAUGGAGUUCCAGCCGCUGGGCCAGGUACACGUGCUGCUGCCCAGGACGGGCGAUCUGUACACGUGGAACAAGGUGACCACGUGCGUUCACAACUUGUUCAGCGGGCAGCGGUGGGUAGACCAGUACGGAGAGCUGAAAAUCACUAACGGGAGGAUAACUUGUAAGCUGACGUUCUCGAAGGCUAGCUAUUGGUCGGCCAAGAGGCACGAGGUGGUGGGCGCGGUGUACGACGAAUCGGGCCGCCCCGUCCGCCCGCUCUUCGGCAAAUGGUCGGAGUCUCUGUACGCCGGCCACGCCCCUUCUGCGCGGUGCGUGUGGCGCGCCGGCACGCUGCCGCCCGACCACGAGCGCUACUACGGCUUCACGCGCUUCGCCGUCGAGCUGAACGAGCUGGGCCAGGAGGCGGGGCUGCUGCCGCCCACCGAUACGCGGUUGCGUCCCGACCAACGGGCGCUGGAGGAGGGGGAUCUGGAGGGGGCGGAGGCGAGCAAGAUGCGGCUGGAGGGGAUGCAGAGGGACAGGCGGAAGCGCAGAGAGGAACUGAACAUGAGCUACGAGCCCAAGUGGUUCUCCUGUCCCCAAGACGAUACGUGGCAAUACAACGGCAAGUAUUGGGACACGAGGAAGAGCCCCGGUUUCUCCAACAUGCACUUCGAGUCGCUGUGGUGA
Messenger RNA from Phaedon cochleariae (mustard beetle), 2829 nucleotides. The record is from the annotation of a GenBank genome assembly. NCBI's taxonomy places the organism in Eukaryota, Metazoa, Arthropoda, Insecta, Coleoptera, Chrysomelidae.